Molecule: messenger RNA, 4404 nt
Organism: Canis lupus familiaris (dog)
Lineage: Eukaryota; Metazoa; Chordata; Mammalia; Carnivora; Canidae
Gene: RGS13
Product: regulator of G protein signaling 13
Exons: 6
Coding region: 232-711 (159 amino acids)
Source: RefSeq, a predicted model, not a curated record
GGUGCCAUCAAAGGUGAUUAUAGGGACAGUAAAGUUCUUUUAUGCCAGGAAAAAUAAAAUACUGGGUGUCUAAUGGAGUUUCAGAACCUGAUUUCAAAAGGAUCAUACAGAUAGAAACUAAAAUUUAGCAUGCUGGACGGUUCUACAGAAUAUAUUUGUCAAUGGAAUUUUUCCAUAAUCAUACCACUAACAUGAGAACAAAAUGAUUACUAUUGAUUUGAAACUUGAAAAAUGAGCAGGCAAAAUUGUUGGAUUUGCAAGAUGUGCGGAGAUGAAUCUAAGAAGCUUCCUUCAAACAUUACUUUGGAGGAAGUACUACAGUGGGGCCAGUCUUUUGAAAAGCUGAUGGCUACAAAAUAUGGUCCAGUAGUCUAUGCUGCAUACUUAAAAAUGGAGCACAGUGACGAGAAUAUUAAAUUCUGGAUGGCAUGUGAAACCUAUAAGAAAAUUGCCUCACGGUGGAGCAGAAUUUCUAGGGCAAAAAAGCUUUAUAAGACUUACAUCCAGCCACAGUCCCCUAGAGAGAUUAACAUUGACAGUUCAACAAGAGAAACUAUCAUCAGGAAUAUUCAAGAACCCACUCAAACGUGUUUUGAAGAGGCUCAAAAGAUAGUGUAUAUGCACAUGGAAAGGGAUUCCUAUCCCAGAUUUCUAAAGUCAGAAAUGUACCAGAAACUUUUGAAGACUAUCCAGCCCAACAACAAUUCCUAACUACCACUCAAAAGUUUAAAUUGAAGAUGGUGUAUUGAAAGAACUGGCUUUGUUUUUUUAAUUAAUACACAAAUACAGACACAAUCAGAAAUAGAAUAGGAAUGAAAUAGAAGAAAUCAAACUAUAAAUUAAUUUUUUUCUAAUUCUCAAAGAGAAACAGAUCCCCAAAGGGAUGGCCCUUAGAACAGUUAUAACAUGAAAAACACAAUUUAUGGGCAUGCCUGUGUAGCUCAGUUAACAUAUAGGAAAAAGGAAGGUCUUCAUGACACCAAUAUUAUAAGGCUUGUACUGAGUAGUCAACUAAUGGAUAUUUUCUUAUUAAUGAAAUUUUGCUGUAAUAAUGCACAGAUCAGUUCUUUUAAAAGUGUGGCUAUACGAGUUGUCUCUAGCAUGAGUGUAUUCUAGAAAUGGAGUGCUUGUAAUAGCCUUAAUUAGUAGAGAGACUUAGUAUUUGAAGUACAAUCAGUGGUAUAAUAUCAUGAGCAAUGAAAGAUGUGUUCUUGAGAUAGAUUUUAUCUGUAAAAAUUUCCUACUAUUAUAUUAACCAUUGAACUUCUAUAUCACAAAUAUCUUCUACAUAGGAAAAAUUCCUGAUGAUUCUAAGCUAUUAAGAAUGUAUAAAAUUCUUUUUUAUUCUUAUGUUGAUAUAAGGGUAGAAAAUGGUUCAUACAUUUUAAGUAUUGUUUCUUCACAAUGUGAAUUUAUCGUGGUCCCAACAAUCAAUAAACCCAAAUGUAAACUAAAAACUUACAAAUCUAUGCUUUUUUUCAAAGACAAAGUGAGGUUACUAUUCCAGCAAAAGAGUUUUUUUAUCUGUACUGUCAUAGCAGCUUCUUAGAGUUUGCUAGGAGAUUCCGGAGGAAACAACUCAUAUCUAUUUCAUUGUUUUGUUUAGCAUAUAGCAUAGCAUAUAACAUUCUAUACAGAUGGAUAAAUAUUCUAUGUUUUUGAUGAAGAAUAAAAUGCACAAAAUAUUUAAUAUCAUUUUGCCAAAGAUUUAACUAUAGAAAAAUUGUGUCCAAGAUUUUUAGUUUUACUAUGAAAAGUGUUUCUCAGGCCUCAUAUUUGACUGGAAUGGCAUUACUAUUUUAAAUGCCUAUAAACCUAUGCUGUAUGACAUGAAAAUGAAUAUCAACUGUAAUUCUUCUCCAUCAGCAAAGGGAUAUUAUAACAUAGAAAAAAAUAUUUGAGGGUUUAUUUCUGAGAAAAUACUUGAGAUAUUUUCGUGAAAAAAUAUAUCAUUAAUUAAUGUGGAUUCUAGUUAAAGUAGAAAGUAUUACCACAGAGGUCCAAUUUUAUUUUCUCUUAAAAACAAAAACAUCAAUAUAAAAUACAGAUUGACAUUUUAGACAUCUGAAGUUGAUGAUGAUCCCUAGCCAUAAUAAACCAAAAAAAAAAAAAUGUUUCCACAUAUUUCAGAUAGUUUCAUAUCACUCUGACAGCGAAUGAGUAUAUUUAUAGACAUAUGUUUAGGAAGUGUUAUACAUAUAUGGUCACAAUACACAUGGUUAAAGCAGUUUCAGAAAACCUUGAGCCCUUACUAUUCAAAUCGUGCUAAAUCAGCCACUGAUAUAAUGAAUAAAUGGAAUAAUCAGCAUUCUUUACUACUUAUCUCUCCCCUCCAGUGGAUGAAUAUUUGUGCUCCAAUACAGGAUAAGUCUAGAACUUUCAGUUUUGCUUAUACACUGAUUUUACUUCCCAAAUAGAGUCCCUCUGUUUAGCUAUCCCAGCACCUUCACUCAUGUUGGGUAAACAAGGUGCCACAUGGUAACAUGAAACAAAAAGCUUUGGACUGAGGUACAAGGCAACUGGAUUAGUGCCUAUUCGCUCACCUGAUGUCAUUGUACCUAUAGUACCAGUAGGUCUCAUUUUCCUCAUCUACCAAAUAAAAGGAUGGGACCAACUUAUUGGACUGAGCCACACACACAGCCUGUGCUUUAUUACAUACCAUUACUAAUAAAUUCAUUAUUCUUUUACUCUGUAACAAGCUUGAAUUCAUUUUAGAAUUCCUCCAAAAAUCAAUGUUUUCGUUAGGAAAUGGAUAAUACUAUUUUGCAUUUAACACUGUUUGAGGGAGUGCUGAAAUUUUUUGCUUCAAAACAGAGAAUUUAAACUGCCAUCUUUUCAAGAAUUCUACAUGGCAGCAUGCGUUUUAUGUUAGUAGCAGUUAAAAUAGCUUUCAGAUCAUUUUUACCUAAAAACAUACUAAAUCUUAUUCAUUUUCCAUAGGAUAGUAAAACAAUUCAAAAAUUGAUGAUACUUGUCAAAUGGCUAUGAGGGUAUGCCCACAUCAACACAUUUUUACAUGGUAUUUGUUUUAUCAUAAGUGCUUUGAGAUUAAUAAGUCAAAAACGUAUUGUUAGAUUUCUGAUGUCAGAACCUGGAUUUAUUUAUGAUUUUUUUCUUUUUUUAGAUAUACAUUUUCAAACUCUGAAGAUGUAUGAGAUAAGCCUUCAUUGUAUCUGCAUAAAAAUAAAAUCUUAUCUUCUCCAAAGAAGAUGGUGACAGAAAUUUAUACAGUUCAGAUUCAAAUAUCUUGGCAGAGAUGAACACUUUCCUAUUUAUAAUUCAUCAGUCACACCAUAGUUUCAUCAACUGCAAAAGACUUUUUACCAAUUUGGGAAGAACGAUUACAGAAAAGAGAUAUGUAAAGCUUUCUCCAAAUACAUAAUAGGGUGUGAUUUGAAGAAAAUCAUAAGAUACCACUGCCCAAAAAUAUCUUCUCCCAUAUCUAGGACCUGAAAUUCCCAUCACUGGUCAUAAAAGGUGAAAAAUGGGGUUGAAAUUCAAGCUGUAAGUGAAGAAUGAAACACUAGUGCUGACACUUUACCUGUUGCCUAGCAGAAAGUAAAACUUAGGAAAAUAGAAUGUGGGCCUAUAGGAUGGCACAGGGAAAUAGGUUGAGAGAACAAAGAUAUUAGGGUAACUAGAAGUCACAAAUGGAAAGAGACUGCUUAUUAACAUCUUCCUAUACUGUUAAGUAGAAAACCAAAAAGACAGGAGAGCUUUGCUUAAAAACAAGUAUUCUAAAAUGCUAAUAAUACAUUUUUGUGGAAAAUAAUAGCAUUCCUAUAGAAAUAAAAGAGCAGGUAUUAAAUUCCUCAGCAAAUAGCAUUUAUAGAGGCAUUCUUUCAAUGAAACUUUAUCUAGCUCCUAUUGAGUACAGAUAUUGUAUAUUCAAACAUUAAUUAGGUGAGGCUUCUGCUCACAAGCUUGUAUGAACCGAUAAUUAAAAUACAAACUAAUAAUGAGAGUCUAAGUGAGGCAAAUGAAGAAAAGAGAGGGAGAGAUUGUGAACUGAUCAGAUACAGGGAAUGGUCAAGUUUGAUCCAAAGUUUCUAAUCUGAGCAUCAGAGUAAGUAUAGGAUGCUAUUAACCGAAAAAAAAAAAAAAAAACAGCUCAGAAGGAGGAGCAGGUUUGGGAAACAAGUUGAGUAUGAGGUGCCUAGAUGCCAUAAGUGGGAUUCCAGAGUAGAAAUGUAGAUCUGGGAAUUGUUAGCAUGGCUGUCUCAAUGAUCAGAAGAGAUCUUUUAGUGAAGCUGUGCCGGACAGAGAGCAAAAACCCAAAUGACCCAAACAUACCUUAAGGAACAAGAUAACAUAUUAGUAACUCUUAAAUUCUCAUUGAGAGCUCAUCACAUCAUUUAUAGUAAUGAUAGGGAUUAUUUACUGAAUUUUACUAUGUGGUGGAUA